AUGAAUAGCUCGGUGCAUCAAUUGGUCAAAGCAUCCAUUCCGGCCUACGCGUGUCCGGAGGGAACGAAAAUGCAUAUCUUGAAUCUAGGAAGCCUCAAUGUAGAUGAGGGUUGGCUUCUCUUAGGAGUCAACAGUAGUUCCGUCAGCAAUCCGUCGCCCCAAAACAAGCGGCGGGACCUCAUGAUAAUUGCGGGUUUGAUCGAGCAUCCCGAAAUGGGCCUCGUUCUGUUCGAAACAGGUUGUGCCGAUGACAUUACGAAGGUCUGUCACUCAUACACCGUUCCAUCAACAUUGAUCGUGAAGUGGGGUCAUGAAGCUCUCGAUCUAUUCCCGCGAAUUCAGUAUGGUGCCGCGCACCGGCUCCCUGCGGCGAUCGAGGCAACCGGCAACUCAAUUGAUGAUGUAAAGGCGAUAAUAAUGGGCCAUCUCCAUUUGGACCACGCUGGAGGACUCGAGUAUUUCCGCAAUACGGGAGUCCCAAUCUAUGUUCACGAAGAGGAGUUCAAGCACGCCUGCUGGGCCGCUGGUACAAAUUCUGAUGGCGGCCUCUAUCUUGGCGAAUAUCUCGAUAUCGAUGGAUGCCUGAAUUGGCAGACAUUCAACGACUCUCAACUCGAUCUCGCCACGGGGUUGACACUUUAUCACUGCCCUGGACACACCCCAGGUCUUUGCAUCCUGCAAAUAAACCUAAGCAAAAACGGUACUUUCAUCUGGACUACCGAUCAGUACCAUAUCAAAGAGAAUUUUGAGCAAAACCAUGCUCACGGAUGGCUGCUUCGUGAUUAUCGAAGCUGGGUAGACAGCGGGAAGUUUAUCCGAAGGCUUCAAAAAACCUUCUCGGCGACUCUCAUUUUCGGACACGAUUUCUCGGUGGCAGAUGGUUUAAUCAAGGCACAGAAAUACUAUGAAUAA
Molecule: messenger RNA, 912 nt
Organism: Penicillium cataractarum
Lineage: Eukaryota; Fungi; Ascomycota; Eurotiomycetes; Eurotiales; Aspergillaceae
Product: N-acyl homoserine lactonase family protein
Exons: 4
Coding region: 1-912 (303 amino acids)
Source: RefSeq, a predicted model, not a curated record